This is a messenger RNA of Penicillium daleae, 2268 nucleotides long. RefSeq names its product Golgi transport complex subunit COG6 (gene cog6). Gene Ontology annotation, biological process: intra-Golgi vesicle-mediated transport. The transcript has 2 exons. Gene Ontology annotation, cellular component: COG complex. Bases 1 to 2268 code for a protein of 755 amino acids. Lineage: Eukaryota; Fungi; Ascomycota; Eurotiomycetes; Eurotiales; Aspergillaceae. The record is from RefSeq and is a predicted model, not a curated record.
AUGACCAGCUACUUUCCUUCUGGUGCCAGCAAUGGCUCGUCGCCAGUAUCAUCAUCCCCGCUGUCUCCGCCGCCCUCUCAACGCUCCACGGCGUUGUCGAAUCGCUUGACCUCCGUGCUCUCGGCCUCGUAUGCCGACUCUGACAUCCGCGAUGCCCUGGAAACCUUGAGUGUUCGAGGAAUCCAGAAUACUGCCGAGACAAGACGUCAGUUACGCUUGGAUGUACAGAAGGAGGUUGUUGAUAGCAAUGCGGAGAUUGUGAGAGAUUUCGGGAAUGUUGCGGAGCAAUUGAGACGAAUUGGAAGCGUGAUCGCCGCCCUCAACCAAACAUGUGACGAAAUGCGUAAACAUAUCGGUCAGGCUAAGCAGGAGACGGCACCAGUGUUGGAGGAGGCCACCGCGUUGAUGAACCAGAAGAAAGGCACCGAGACGAAACAGCGGUUGCUAGAUGCUUUCUCGAAACACUUUUUGGUACCCGAGGAGGAUCUCAUGGUCUUGACGGCGGCUGAAGAGCCUAUCGAUGACCGCUUCUUCGAUAUACUUGCCCGCGUCAAGCAGGUGCACCACGACUGCGAACUUCUGCUCGGCGGCGAAAACCAACGACUGGGCUUGGAGGUCAUGGAGUUGAGCACCCGACAUCUCAACACUGCUUAUCAGAAAUUAUACCGGUGGAUCCAAAAGGAAUUCCAAUCUUUGAACCUUGAGGAUCCACGAAUCAGCAGCUCGAUCCGCCGCGCAUUGAGGGUGUUGGCAGAGAAGCCAACCCUGUUCCACAGUUGUCUUGACUUCUUCGCAGAGGCGCGUGACUACGUGCUUUCAGACUCGUUCCAUUAUGCGCUGACAGAUGCGAUCUCCGGUGCCACUGGAGCCGAACCUGGGGGUGAUCGCAGCGUCAAGCCAAUUGAGUUCUCAGCACACGACCCGUUGCGAUAUGUUGGUGAUAUGCUUGCUUGGGUGCAUUCAACAACAGUGUCGGAGAGGGAAGCACUGGAGGCUCUUUUUGUCGCUGAUGGAGAAGAGCUCGCGCGAGGUAUCCAGGCUGGAUUGAGCAGUGAACCCUGGUCACGCAUCGACGAGGAAGAGGAGGCUACGUUUGAUGGUCGGAAGGCCCUCAGCGAUCUGGUAAACCGCGAUCUUACUGGAGUCUCACGAUCACUUCGACAGAGAGUCGAGCUUGUGAUCCAAGGGCACGACGAUCCUGUGACCUGCUACAAAGUGGUCAAUCUGCUUUCCUUCUACCGCACGACUUUUGCUAAAUUGGUCGGUCCACAAUCAAACCUGGUCGACUUGAUGCAAGCUUUGGAGAAAUUUACAUUUGGCCACUUCGAGGUGUUGAUGCGCGACCAGGCCAGUGCCCUCUCAACUGAUCAAGCUGCCCUUGCUCCUCCAGAUGACUUGUCACCUCCAGAAUUCCUGUUGGACGCUCUGGAAAGCCUCCUAUCUCUCAUGAAAUCCCACGAUGCAUCAGUGGGCGCGGACGAGUCGUCUGACGCGGACAGCGAGAAUUCAUUUACCCCCGUCCUUCGUGCCACCUUUGACCCAUUCCUGACGCUGGCUCGGUCCUCGUCUGAUGAGUUGAAGGAUACUACCGCGCAGACUAUAUACCGCACCAAUAUUCUUCUCGCAGCGCGGGCAACUGUCCAACCAUUCUCUUUCGCCAGUGCAACACAUAUUGCACCUCUAUCCACCGCCCUGUCUACACUCCGCACCAAUCUUCUCGACAUCCAGCACCAGUUCCUACUCGAGAUGUCUGGGCUGCAGACACUUCUCGAAGCACUGGAGCCAUUCUCCAAUACCUCCAAGGAUGAGAUGGAAACAAAGAAUGAACAGACUGAGAAGCCAGAUCAACAGAAGCCUCAGCUUGCCGAUCUCGCCAGCCUUCCUGCCUUCCAACCUGAAGCUCUGGUUGCGUCGAGUCAGCAGCUGGAUGACUUCCUCCCAUCUGCGCUCAUGGACGCGACUGAUAACCUUAAGCGUGUGCAGAGCGCCUCGCUCGUGCAGAGCGUGACCGAGGACGCCGUCGAGGCAUUCUGUCGCGACUUCGAGUUCGUGGAAGGCAUGAUCAUCGCCGCGGAUGAAGCGCGAGGUAUGACCCAGGCGAGCCUCGGAACCGGAGGUAGCGUAUUCAGUGGUCGGAGUGGGAGAUCUUUGCGGAGACCAGGGACAGGAGAGGAUCGUGACGAGGAUGAUGGCGAGAGAGAGGACCAGUGGAGCUUACGGUCGUUGUUCCCUCGGACCACUGGUGAAAUUCGUGUGCUUUUGAGUUGA